This is a messenger RNA of Geodia barretti, 489 nucleotides long. The record is from the annotation of a GenBank genome assembly. Lineage: Eukaryota; Metazoa; Porifera; Demospongiae; Tetractinellida; Geodiidae.
AUGAUGGACCAGCCGAUAAAGAAUGUCCUGUUCGACUUGGACAACACCUUAAUCGACCGCUCGACGGCGUUUGCGCGGCUCUUUGAGCAUUGGUAUCACGCCUUGCCCAUAACCGGUCGGCCAACGGACAAGGAAGAGUUUGUAUCCCGCAUGGCUCUGAGGGGUAACGGCUCAGAGCCGAUUCCUGACAUCUACCAGGACGUGCUGGAAGAAUGGCCGGGCAGUUUCUCAAGCCUGGAGGCAGCAGUCGAUGCUCACUUCAGCAUGUUGCCCAAUCUGGUGGCCCUUCAUCCCAAGGCCGAGUUAAUGUUGAGAAACUUCCGGGCACAUGGAGUUCCAGUAGGUGUGAUCACCAACGGCUACUCGAAGGUGCAGUGGAGUAAACUUAGAAACACCGGUAUCGCGGCACUGGUUGAAGCCUGUGUGGUUUCUGAGGACUUAGGCAUUCGGAAGCCAGAUCCCGCUAUUUUCACCAUGCCCUGGAGCUGA